Messenger RNA from Klebsormidium nitens, 1524 nucleotides. The record is from the annotation of a GenBank genome assembly. NCBI's taxonomy places the organism in Eukaryota, Viridiplantae, Streptophyta, Klebsormidiophyceae, Klebsormidiales, Klebsormidiaceae.
GCGCGCCGCAGCUCCCGGCUUGUCCCGUACGGAACUAUUAGGGAGCGGAGUCCGGACGUUGCGGAUUCCGGCGAGCAUGACCGACAAUGCAGCGGCUGGUGCCAGCAUGCAGAAGGGGCCCUCAUGCCCUUGUUGAAGAAGCAACUUCAGCAGGGGUCCAAGGAAAUAAGUCGGGGCGGCAGAAGUCCACACUAACACGCAGGAGCAGCUCCGUGGUGAGCAGGCUCAACAGGAGGAUGUUCUUCGAUCUCAACCUUCCCAACGACGGCAAGAAUGAGCUGCUGCGGAGGGCGAUGGUGGCACAGGCUAUCUGUUCCGGUUAUGACGGUGUGGCACACAAUCACACUGUUGCUGGGCGAAUGAUGACGAGUGAUGACACAUGCAAGUCGCAGCCUGUCAAGCUGGAGUCUGCAAUUGCCGCAGCUGCCGGUGUGGCGGGUGCUGCCAGAAGCUUGCAGAGCAUCGGAGCAGACCGCUCCGGCCCUGGGUUCCAGCAGCUGAAUAGAAUCACUAUGGUCAUUGAAGAUGCUUCGCAAGCAAGCUCUCUGAGCAGCGCCAACCCAGUGCUGGCAAGUUACGAUAUUGUUGCGGUGGAACCGACGAACGCCCGCACAUUCAUGCAAGCGUGCACGUCGCUAGAGGUCGACCUCAUUGCACUCAGUCUGGGCUCGAGGCGCUCCUUCCGCUUCCGCCAGCAGGAUGUCCGAGCGGCUCUCGAUAGGGGUCUCCACUUCGAGAUAUCCUACAGCGGCCUCUUCCAAGACGGUCAGAGUCGGCGGCAGCUGCUGACUAAUGCACAGGCGCUUGUAAAGAUGACACGUGGCAAGAACAUCAUCCUCUCGAGCGGGGCAUCCCAGACGACAGACCUUCGCAACCCAUACGACGUGCGCAACCUCGCAACCCUUCUCGGGCUCAAUUUCGCUCACGCAAAAGCUGCCACAUCACAAAGAGCCACCGCCGUCAUCUUGAGAGGCGAGACUCGGCGCAGCACGCUGCGAGGGGCAGUGGCCGUACAGACCCUUCCAACGCCGCCGAGUCGGCCUUCUGCAAACGCUGAGCGUCAGGAGACGGGGGGAGCAAGGCCGGUUGAUGAGGGUCUGAGCACGAGCGAAGUGGGAGUCUCUGCGAUGGAGAUUGAGCAGGCUACCGGAGAGUUGACGCGACUUGCAAACGAAACAUCAGGAGGGCAGGAAGGAGACGAGCACAACGGUAGAGCCCACAGUGGGCUGCCAAGCGCACUCUUAGGGCAAAGUUCGCAAGCGAGCCCGUCAGCUUUUAGCACCCAAGCAACGCUUUCCGUUGCCUCAGGAGAAGUGGACGGUGAAUGGACCACAGUGCAAGGCCGCAGUAAAGCUGGGAGAGCAAGCGCCUCAAAGCAGCGACGGAAACAGAGAAAUAGGUUCAUGAAGAUUCAGUUGUAAAUGCACGAAUCAAGUGCAUCAUGGUGCCCUGAUACAUCUGAUCGACUGAUUUCGUAUAUUGGUCGUGGCUCAGUGAACGUGCUGCCGUUCUCCUCAAUCCAGC